CCAGGCCCGGUGGGUAUUCGAGAAGAACCCCGGCUAAGGCAGCAGUCACAGCCGGUGCUUCCCAGCCUCACUACGAGAAGACUCGAGACGAGUCGUCCCGUUCUCUGCGGCGAGCGUUUUGCGCCCAGCAGAGAGAAAGGGACACGCCGCUUUAGACAUGGCAACACCUAAGAAGCGAGUUGGAAUUCUGCUGGAAUUCAACUACGAAGAUUUGGAGGUGUGGUAUCCGCUACUGCGGUUCAGCGAGGAGGAAGACAUUGAGGCGUUCACAGUGGCUCCGGAGGCUGCAAAGACGUACACGUCCAAGAAAGGUUACCCCUGCAAAUCUGACAGGGACAUUGCCAGCACCACAGCUGAUGACCUGGAUGCACUGAUCAUUCCUGGAGGAUGGGCCCCAGACUACUGGAGAAGAGAUGCUAGAUUUGUUGAUCUCGUCAAAAACACCUUCGAUUCAGGCAAAUAGUAGCAUGAUUGUGGAUUCAUUGCCCUUAUCUACCCUCACUUAUAUACUCCAACCCAGGAAAGCCAGUGGCUGCCAUCUGCCACGGCCCGUGGCUCCUCUGUUCAGCCCGAGUGCUGGCUGGUAAGAAAGCCACCUGUUUCUGCUCUAUCAAGGAUGAUGUCAUCAACGCAGGGGGUUUGUAUGAAGAUGCUCCGGUGGUUGUCGACGGCAACCUAAUCACGUCUCGUGUACCCACCGACCUCCCGCAAUUCUGUCGCGAGAUCAUCAAACAACUUCGAAACUGAGAGAUUUAAAACUUUUCUUACACGUUAUAAAAUCUGUUUUCUAAAAAACAAUAAUUUUUGCUGUGCUAUGUUAGUCUUGAUAUGCCUGGUAGUGGUGCUUCUGAGGGGUCCUGGUGGGUGUGGCCAGCAGAUAAUAGUGAUUAAAUCAUAAAUGCAGCUCUCUUGCUUGCCUCCAGUUUGAUCUUCUUUUCCCCACUGUCUCCUGUUGUCUCUUCGCUUUUCCUCUUACGACUUUUCGGGGGACUCAAUUCUUCCACUCUACAUUUCAUCAUUUUCUUCUCUAUGUGUCUG
Molecule: messenger RNA, 1038 nt
Organism: Geodia barretti
Lineage: Eukaryota; Metazoa; Porifera; Demospongiae; Tetractinellida; Geodiidae
Source: the annotation of a GenBank genome assembly